AUGAUUCCAAAGAAAGUAUCUCGAAUGAUCUCAGUUUUCCCUCUUUUCCGUUUACCCCAAGUUGUUCUAUUUGAAGUGUUUCGAUUUUUGGAACCGAAUGAUUUAAUUCCGAUCGCUUUGUGUUCUCAAAGAGCCUUCAAUCUUGUUAGAAUUAAUUGGAAAAAAUCUACAAAGGCCGCGAUAUGGAUGGACAGUCAGCUUUAUUUCGGCUCCCAUCUGAAAGUCAACGACAUUUUUUAUAACUUAUUGACUGUGUCACGAAUCGAAGAUGUACCUGAAUACUAUUGGGAAUUUGUUCAAAUCAAAGGGUCGAAAGUUCCAAUAGGGUACAGCCGGAAAAGAAACUCAUUUGAGACUUACUGGAACGAUGUAUGCUAUGGAUUCAAAGCAGUUAUGGAGUUCGUCACGGAACUUUUUAGUUGUGAUAUUCACACUGUCAUGUUUGGAAAGAACACAUUUUGGUGUGUAGAGUGGGCUCAAAGUCGCCAGAAGAGUUUAAUGAACGCACACAUCUAUCAAAACCAAUGGAUCCGGGAGAACAGUGAAUACUGCAAAAUCAUAACUUCUUGCACAGCGGAGAAUCUCAUGAUUCAUGCUUACCAGAUUGAUGUAAUGCUUUCAACUGAGACCGUCUUCAGAACACGGAAUCAUUUAUCGAUAUAUUUUGGACGUUGGGUUCAGAUCCAGCAUUUGAUAAACAUGGACUGCGUCGAAAUUGAAGUUAAAAAAUCUUAUUUAAAACAAUCGGAUGUUACUUUAUUCUUGAAGAACUGGCUGAAUGGAGGGAACGCUCGACUAAAAUAUUUAAGCAUUUCAACGCAAUAUAUCGACAUAGACUUGUUUUGCCAGGAAGAGUUUCCAGAGAAUAUGGUCCGUUCGGAUAGAGAAAUGGAGUAUGAAAGUGAACGAAUAGGUAAGUGCAAAGUUCCUAUUUGUUCCGGUCUCAAACGGAAAGAUGGAGUCAUCGCUUUCAUUUUUUGGAAUCCCCAAGAACAUCAACCCACAGUGAUUAUGUCGAACGGGAUCACAACUUUGUAG
Molecule: messenger RNA, 1038 nt
Organism: Caenorhabditis remanei
Lineage: Eukaryota; Metazoa; Nematoda; Chromadorea; Rhabditida; Rhabditidae
Exons: 3
Coding region: 1-1038 (345 amino acids)
Biological process (GO): embryo development
Molecular function (GO): protein binding
Source: RefSeq, a predicted model, not a curated record